This is a messenger RNA of Cynara cardunculus var. scolymus (artichoke), 507 nucleotides long. RefSeq lists its product as uncharacterized. Lineage: Eukaryota; Viridiplantae; Streptophyta; Magnoliopsida; Asterales; Asteraceae. The coding region runs from base 1 to 507 and encodes 168 amino acids. The record is from RefSeq and is a predicted model, not a curated record. The transcript has 4 exons.
AUGGGUAUUGAUGAACAAGUUGUCAUUUUUCUUCACAUUAUUGCUCAUAAUGUUAAGAAUCGGAAACUUGAACUUGUUCUUGCGGACUCCACCGAUGGAAGAUGGAAGUGGUCCAAGAAUUGUUUAGGAGCUCUAGAUGGAACAUAUAUGAAGUGUUUAGUAUCACUUGAAGACAGACCUAGAUACAGAACAAGAAAAGGUGAUAUUGCUACAAAUGUCUUAGGUGUUUGUUCACAAAAUAUGCAAUUUAUCUAUGUGUUACCUAGAUGGGAUGGUUCAGCCGUAGACAGUCGAGUUCUUCGUGAUGCACUUCUUAGGCCAUAUGGAUUGAAACAAGAAAUUCCAAUUGAUCCAUUUGAGAUUGAAUCAGAGGUUGGAAUGAAAGAUGAAGACAAUGGAACCGCAGAUGAGGACGUUAUCACUUUUGUUGGGACAUCAAACGUAUGGACUGCAUUUAAAGAUAGUUUAGCUCAAGAUAUGUUUCAAUCUUGGAGUGUUACCAAUUGA